AACCCCCAGCAAAUCGUUCAAUAUCCCCCCUUACCAGAAAUCCUGGACCGCCCCUGGAUCCCUACGAUUAAUUAGGGACGAUAGUAGAACAAACAAAAAAAACGCUAUCGAUUGUCAGCUAUAUCGAAUGACAGUGUUAUUCAAUAUACGGGUACAUUUGUUUGGACUACAAUUCAACUAAUGGAUUUAAAACGACUUCAACUAUAUAUAGAGGUGGUCGUAGAUAACAGCGCCUUGUGUAAACUAGCAUGUCUUGGUUAAUCAAUACAAUACAUUCAAACUACGAAUACGAUUGUCCUUGAAAGAUUGUGUUACAAUGUCAAGGAAGAGAAAAUCUAUUAAGCGAGUUCAUAACUUCAUACGCAACCUAUUCAAGCGCUUCAAAUAGUGUGAGACUGUUUUAAGCGCAGUUUAGAAUGUUAUUGUGAGGGUAUAACAAUGAAUUCCAAAAAAUAUAGGUUGAUUGUAUUGUUCAUAGUCAUUGAUUGUGUUUUUCUCUUGUUGUGGUUUACUUCAAAAAGUGCUUCUUUAUAUGGAGGACAUAAUGUCAUAAAGUCAGGUAACUUCACUAGGCUAAGUAAAAGAGGCACUAUACUAGGUACGCCAGCUGAAAAGGGCUCUAAAGUGUCAAGUAGUCACUUCGACUUUCCUAAAACAUGGACUUCAUUAUUGGAUCCAGUGUUGCACUAUAACGUAUCGUCACGCAAGUACGCUCCUGACGCACCCAAUAAAAUAGUGCUGUUAUUCAACAAAGAACCAUGGACGUCGCUUAAAGAUACAAACAACAUUUACGACACUUGCGAAUACAACAAUUGCUUUAUGACGACCAACAGGUCAUAUCUGGCCACCGCGUCUGGCAUAUUGUUCAAUUUCUGUCACUCCGACAUGGGAAUGAGCCCGCCUAUUUCCAGGUUGGACCGGAACCCAGAUCAGGCGUGGAUGUUCCGAUGUGGAGAGACACCCGUCCACUUCUGGUUCAACGAUUACAAGCAGGCAUCUUGGCUAGGAAUGUUAAACUGGUCCAUAUCCUAUAGGCUCGACUCUGAUAUCCCGCAUCCGUAUGGCACCAUGAAAACGAGACAGGUCGUGGUAAAGAAAGAUUACGAGAAAAUCUUCCAAGCAAAGCACAAGACAGCAUUAUGGGUGGUAAGUAACUGUCAUCCACAAAGUGCGAGGGGAGUUUACGUUGACCUACUAAAGAAGCACGGUCUUCAAAUCGAUGUAUUCGGAGAUUGUGCGGGAAAAAGAAUCAGUGAAGAGGAAUACGAACGAACUCUUCCAAAAUACAAGUUUUUCCUAUCGUUUGAGAAUUCUCUGUGUCACGAUUAUGUUACGGAAAAGUUCUUCCGAAUGUACAACCAUGACUUGGUGCUUGUGGUGCGAGGGGGUGCGGACUAUAGGCGUCUGAUUCCGACGAACACGUACAUCAACACGGCGGACUUUUUGUCUGUGCCAAAACUGGUCGAGUAUCUAAACACGUUGGGCAAUGACCCGGUGAGGUAUACUGAGCUGCUCAAAAAGAAGGAUUUGUACGACGGCGUGUUUGGAAAGACAUAUGCUCAGAACCUCUGCCAGAUGUGCAAAAUGUUGAAUAACGUGGCGCAGUACAGAAAGACAUACGGAAACGUAAGAGAUUAUUUGGAAAAUGGACAAUGCAGGAUGGCCACUGACGUUGAUAAUCCAGGCGAUCGAAACGCGUAUUUAAACUACCGGAGAGUUUUUCAGUAGACACUCGUAGAUUCUAGUAUGCAUAUGUUUUGUUUGUAAAUGCCGUCUUAAUUUAUAAACAUUUUUAAUGAAAUAAAAAGAAACAUUAUUGUAUACAUCAGGGUUCCCAGCUUUUUGUAUGAACACAAUUCCCUGAUUUUUCCCUGAUGGAAAAUAAAAAUUCCAGGAUCAUAAUUUCGACCUAUUUCUUGUUUUAGACACCCUCAAUGAAUAGCAGUUGCAGACAUAACUAAGCUACAUGCAUACUAAAAAGCCACCAUAGGUCGGGAAAGUCUUACCAAACAAAAUUCCCUGAUUUUCCCAUUAUUUCAGGACCUUUUCCAAAAUUCCUGGACUUUUCCCUGACUGGAAAAAGUGAGAAAGUCUUUUUCCAGGUUUUCCCUGAUUUCCAGGUUGGCUAGGAACCCUGUACAUGCUGAUUAUUUGCCGAAUCGAAAUGGUAUACAUGUGUUUCAACAAGACUGGUUUGAUAGCAUCUGACAAAAGGUUGUUGCAUGGUUACUAAUACCAAGUGAUUUUAUACAUACGAUUUAAAAGGUAGAGCCAAAUAAACGAUUAGAAAAAGA
Molecule: messenger RNA, 2294 nt
Organism: Dreissena polymorpha
Lineage: Eukaryota; Metazoa; Mollusca; Bivalvia; Myida; Dreissenidae
Product: alpha-(1,3)-fucosyltransferase fut-5-like
Exons: 2
Coding region: 439-1728 (429 amino acids)
Cellular component (GO): membrane
Molecular function (GO): alpha-(1->3)-fucosyltransferase activity
Source: RefSeq, a predicted model, not a curated record